Messenger RNA from Eruca vesicaria subsp. sativa (arugula), 2526 nucleotides. Lineage: Eukaryota; Viridiplantae; Streptophyta; Magnoliopsida; Brassicales; Brassicaceae. The record is from the annotation of a GenBank genome assembly.
AUGGUUUCUCUAAGAUUUAUUUUAUGUUUUCUCUUAGUAAGUAGUGCUUAUGCCACAAUAGUUUCUCAUGAUGGCCGAGCCAUCACCAUCGAUGGUCAUCGCCGAGUCCUUCUUUCUGGUUCGAUCCAUUACCCUAGAAGCACACCUGAGAUGUGGCCGGAUCUUAUCAAAAAGGGUAAAGAAGGAGGUCUUGAUGCGAUCGAAACUUAUGUUUUCUGGAAUGCGCAUGAGCCUACUCGCCGUCAAUAUGAUUUUUCUGGAAAGUUAGAUCUUAUUCGGUUCCUGAAAACCAUUCAAGAUGAAGGAUUGUAUGGUGUUCUUCGCAUAGGACCAUAUGCAUGUGCCGAGUGGAAUUACGGAGGAUUCCCCGUGUGGCUGCACAAUAUGCCUGGAAUGGUGUUUAGAACUACAAACAAAGCAUUUAUGGAUGAAAUGCAAAACUUCACAACGAUGAUAGUAGACAUGGUCAAGAAAGAAAAUUUAUUUGCAUCACAAGGAGGCCCAAUUAUUCUUGCUCAGAUUGAAAAUGAAUAUGGAAAUGUAAUGGGACCAUAUGGGGAAUCGGGUAAAGCAUACAUUAAGUGGUGCGCAAACAUGGCUCAGUCUCUUGAUGUUGGUGUUCCAUGGAUAAUGUGUCAACAAAAUGACGCUCCUCAGCCUAUGUUGAAUACAUGUAAUGGCUUUUACUGUGACAAUUUUGUACCAAACAAUCCCAACACUCCUAAGAUGUGGACUGAGAAUUGGACUGGAUGGUUUAAGCAAUGGGGCGGUAAAAAUCCCCAUAGAACAACUGAAGAUGUUGCAUUUUCUGUUGCAAAAUUCUUCCAAAGAGGAGGAACAUUUAAUAAUUAUUAUAUGUACCAUGGAGGCACCAACUUUGAUAGAACUGCAGGUGGUCCAUACAUCACAACUUCAUAUGAUUAUGAUGCUCCCCUGGACGAAUAUGGUAAUUUGAAUCAACCAAAAUACGGGCAUCUAAAAAAACUUCAUGAUGUUCUUCAUUCUAUGGAGAAAACUCUUACAUACGGAAACAUAUCCACCAUUAACUUUGGAAACUCGGCAUCGGCAACCAUUUAUAAAAUCGAAGAAGGAUCAAGCUGUUUUUUUCUAAACGGAAAUGAAACUUCAGAUGCAACAAUUAGUUUCCAAGGAGGAUCUUAUGUUGUACCGGCUUGGUCUGUUACCAUUUUACCAGAUUGCAAAAAUGAGGCUUAUAACACCGCCAAGAUUACCACUCAAACAUCAAUGAUGGUUAAGAAACCAAAUGAAGCUGAGGAUAGCCCGUCAAGUUUGAAAUGGUCAUGGAGACCAGAGAACAUGGACAACUUCCUUUUGAAAGGAAAAGGACAAUCUACAACGAGACAACUUUUGGAUCAGAAAGUAGUAAGCAAUGACCAAAGUGAUUAUCUAUGGUACAUGACUACUGUUAAGUUUAAAAAACGAGAUCCAUUUUUGGGUAAAGGCAUGUCUCUUCGCAUCAACAGUACUGCUCAUGUCCUUCACGUUUUUGUCAAUGGAAAGCAUAUUGGUAAGAAACUCAUAUAUGUUUUUCAAAUCUCAAUAAUACUAACUUACCAAAAACUCAUUGAUUUAGGUAAUCAACAUGUUGAGAAUGGAAAAUUUCACUAUGUAUUUGAGAAAGAUGUGAAGUUUAAGUCUGGUCAUAAUGUUAUUUCUCUUCUUAGCAUAACUGUGGGACUUGCGAACUAUGGUGCUUUCUUUGAAAGUAAGCCAGCUGGAAUAACUGGACCCAUUUUUAUCAUCGGUAAAAAUGGUGAUGAAACUAUUACUAAAGACUUGUCUGCUCAUAAAUGGAGUUAUAAAACCGGUUUAAAUGGGUUUGAGAACCAACUCUUUAAAACAGAAUCAGUGUCUAAAUGGUCAGUGGAAAGGCUACCAUUUAACCGAACCAUGACUUGGUAUAAGACUACGUUCAAGGCUCCUUUGGGAAAUGAUCCAGUUGUUGUCGAUCUUUUGGGACUUGGAAAAGGUACAGCAUGGGUCAAUGGAAACAACAUUGGACGUUAUUGGCCCACAUUCAUUUCAAGCGAAAAUGGUUGUUCUGCGAAAUGUGAUUAUAGAGGGGCUUAUCAUGCUGAAAAGUGUCUAACCAAUUGUGGAGAACCUACACAAAGAUGGUACCAUAUUCCUCGUUCUUUCUUGAACACAAGUGGAAAUAACACUCUAGUUUUGUUUGAGGAAAUGGGAGGAAACCCAUCACUUGUGAAUUUCCAAACUACUAGAGUGGGAAGUGUAUGUGCUAAUGUCUAUGAGAAAAACAUUAUUGAGCUUUCAUGUGACAGAAAAUCCAUUUCUGCCAUCAAAUUUGCCUCUUUUGGUAACCCAGAUGGCAAUUGUGGAUCUUUCGAAAAAGGAACUUGUGCAUCAAGUAACAACAUUGUUGAUAUUCUCACACAAGAAUGUGUGGGAAAAGAGAAGUGCUCCUUUAAUGUUUCUACGGAAAAGUUUGGAGCACCUGAUUGCAAUGGUGCUGCUAGGAGGCUCGCUGUCGAAGCUAUCUGCUAA